Messenger RNA from Capsella rubella, 1476 nucleotides. RefSeq names its product U-box domain-containing protein 29. The record is from RefSeq and is a predicted model, not a curated record. Bases 106 to 1383 code for a protein of 425 amino acids. Gene Ontology annotation, molecular function: ubiquitin protein ligase activity. Lineage: Eukaryota; Viridiplantae; Streptophyta; Magnoliopsida; Brassicales; Brassicaceae. The transcript has a single exon. Gene Ontology annotation, biological process: protein ubiquitination.
AUUAGCAUCUCUUCUCCUUCUUCUUCUUCUUCUUCUUCUUCUCCUUUUCCCGCAUUUUCUCCCCUUCCCCCAGAUUUUCUCUGAUUCUUUUCUUUUGAGUAUUCAAUGGGGAGAGAUGAUGAAACAGAGACGUACAUUACAGUCCCCAGCUUCUUCAAAUGUCCUAUAUCUCUAGACGUCAUGACAUCUCCGGUCAGCCUCUGCACCGGCGUCACCUACGAUCGAGCCAGUAUCCAGAGAUGGCUCGACGGAGGCAACAACACUUGUCCCGCUACUAUGCAACUCCUCAAUACUCAUGACUUCGUUCCCAACCUCACUCUUCAACGUCUUAUCCAUAUCUGGUCCCACUCUCUCGGCUCCCGUUACCCCCGCGGUGGUGAUGGCUCUCCGUCUGUUGAAUUAGUUCCGACCAAGGAAGAAAUCAACCAGUCGUUGAAGAGAUUGAUGAGUUUCGAGAAAGACGAUAUUGAGGAGAUUUUGACGAAGAUCGUUCGGUUCGUGAAGGAUUCGGAUUCGAACAGAGAGUUUCUCGCGGCGAGGAAGAUGGAUUUUAUACCAAUGCUCGUUGAUAUCAUACGCUCUAAGAAGAUGGAGCUAGCUCUUAUGGCGAUUAAGAUUUUGGAUACGAUCAAACCAGAUCGCGAAAUGUUAUCGAAUCUGAUGCUGGCGAAUAACGACGACGACGGCGGAGAUUGUUUACCGACGAUUCUCUUAGCGAUCCGACGAGGGAAUCUACAAUCGAAGAUCGAAUCCGUUAGGGUCUUGGAUCGGAUCUCAUACGACGCUAAAUCGAAGCUCUUAGUCGCGGAACGUGACGGCGUUUUAACAGAGAUGAUCAAAUCCAUCAGUGUCACCGAGUCAGAUCCGAGUUUGAUCGAAGCGUGUUUAUCUUUUCUAAUCACAAUCUCGAAAUCGAAACGAGUUAGGUCGAAACUAAUCGCCGCGAGAACAAUCACCAAAAUCAAAGACAUUCUCAUGACCACUACGGAGACGUUAUCGACGAGCGUCUCGGUGACGGAGAAGUCUCUGAAGCUGUUGGAGACUCUGUCGUCGAAGCGAGAAGGGAGAGCGGAGAUCUGCGGCGACGACAACGGCAGAUGCGUCGAAGGAGUAGUGAACAAGCUGCUGAAAGUGUCGACCACGGCGACGGAGCACGCGGUGACGAUACUGUGGUGUCUGUGCUACGUGUUCAGGGAAGACAAGAAGGCGGAGGAAGCGGUGGAGAGGAGUAACGGAGUGACGAAGCUGUUGGUGGUGAUACAGAGCAACUGCUCAGGGAUGGUGAGACAGAUGGCGAAAGAUCUGAUUAAAGUGUUGAAGAUUCAUUCAUCAUCUGCUUUGUCUGCUUAUGAGACCAAGACUACUCAUAUCAUGCCUUUUUGAAAAUUUUAAAGUAAAAUUGUGUUACUAUCAUAAACUAUUUUGAAACGUAGUAGAGAUAUUUGUAAAUUCAUUAGACAAGUUUUGUUACCAUUA